This is a messenger RNA of Sorex fumeus (smoky shrew), 3542 nucleotides long. It is a transcript of the gene LMTK1, whose product is annotated as apoptosis associated tyrosine kinase. The coding region runs from base 81 to 3527 and encodes 1148 amino acids. The record is from RefSeq and is a predicted model, not a curated record. Gene Ontology annotation, biological process: brain development; peptidyl-tyrosine autophosphorylation. The transcript is spliced from 14 exons. Gene Ontology annotation, molecular function: protein tyrosine kinase activity; ATP binding. Lineage: Eukaryota; Metazoa; Chordata; Mammalia; Eulipotyphla; Soricidae.
GGGGCGCGGGCGCGGGCGCGGGGCGCGGGCGCGGGCGAAGAGCGCCCGCCCGGGAUGCCCGCCGCGCCGCGGGCCUGGCCAUGUCGUCGUCCUUCUUCAACCCCAGCUUCGCCUUCAGCUCGCACUUCGACCCCGACGGCGCCCCCCUUGGCGAGCUCUCCUGGUCAUCGUCCCUGGCCGUGGUGACUGUUUCCUUCUCGGGGCUCCUCAUGGUCGUUGCCCUCAUGCUGGCCUGUCUGUGCUGUAAGAAGGGGGGCAUCGGGUUCAAGGAGCUGCAGAAUGCCGAGGGGGAGGAGGAGUACGCCCCUGAUGCCGUGGGGCUCGGCUCCCCUGCACCCGCACCCGCGCCCGCGGGGCCGGACGUCUACGUGCUGCCCCUCAACCAGGUGACCCUGCAGGGGCCGGAGCAGCAGGGCCGCACAGGACAGCUGCUCACUGCCUCGGACCUGGGCCGGCAGGAUCUCCUGCAGCUGAAGGACAUGGGGCACGGCUGGUUUGGGAGGGUGCCCGCCGGCAGCGCGCGGGGCUCGCAGGUGGUGGUGAAGGAGCUCCGCAGCGGCGCCAGCGUGCAGGAGCAGUUGCGCUUCUUGGAGGAGGCGCAGCCCUAUAGGGCCCUCCAGCAUGAAAACCUGCUCCGGUGUCUGGGCCAGUGCGCCGAGGCCACGCCUUACCUGCUGCUCCUGGAGUUCUGCCCCGUGGGGGACCUCAAGGGCUACCUGCGCAACUGCCGCGUGGCCGAUUCCCUGGCGCCGGACCCCCUGACCCUGCAGCGCAUGGCCUGCGAGGUGGCCUGCGGCGUCCUGCACCUGCACCGCCAUAACUACGUGCACAGUGACCUGGCCCUGCGGAACUGCCUGCUCACGGCCCACCUGACAGUGAAGGUCGGGGACUACGGCCUGGCACACGGCAAAUACCGAGAGGACUACCUGGUCACCGCUGACCAACUGUGGGUGCCGCUGCGCUGGAUCGCACCCGAGCUGGUGGACGAGGUGCACAGUAAUCUGCUGGUGGUCAGCCAGACCAAGGCCAGCAACAUAUGGUCUUUGGGGGUGACGCUCUGGGAGCUCUUUGAGAUGGGCGCCCAGCCAUACCCGCACCACUCGGACGGGCAGGUGCUGGCCUAUGCCGUCCGCGAACAGCAGCUCAAGCUGUCCCGACCGCAGCUGCCAUUGAGCCUGUCAGAGCGCUGGUACGAGGUGAUGCAGUACUGCUGGCUGCAGCCCGAGCAGCGGCCGUCGGCCGAGGAGGUCCACCAGCUGCUGACCUACCUGUGCGCCCAGGGCACGUCCGACGCGGCUGAGGAGGACUUCGAGCGGCGCUGGCGCUCGCUGAGGCCCAGCGGGGGCGGCGCGGCAGCGCUGGCCCACCCGUCGUCCUUCCCGCUGCUGGAGCGGUUCUCGGGGGGCAGCGACGACGUGCUGACCGUGACCGAGACCAGCCGCGGCCUGGACUUCGAGUACCAGUGGGAGGCGGGCCCCGAGGCCCCGGCCAGCGCGUCCGGCGCGGCCCCGGGGGUGCUGCCCGUGCUCAGCGCGCACAGCCCCUCGGUGGGCAGCGAGUACUUCAUCCGGCUGGAGGAGCCAGCGCCCGCCUGCCACGACCCCAGUCCCCCGGCCUCCCCCGGCCCAGACCCGGAAGGUGGCGCUUUAGAACCAAGGCUCGGUCACCCGCUGCCCACUGAGGGACCCCGGGAUGACCGUGACCAGAGUCCGCCCCACCCUCUGCAGCCGCCCUCUCCCGGGCUCACCACCCCGGUGGAGAGGGGCCCCCUGGACCCUGAGCCACGCCAAGCUGCCCGCUGCCCCGCCCCUUCUGAGGACUCCCUAGCCACGCCUCCCUCAGCCGUGCCCCGGGACUGCUGCCCACUGGGGGAGUCCAAUGCGUCCGCUAACAACAACAGCGGCCACAGGGCCCCGUGGCCCCGGGCUGCCAACCACGGGGACGGCUGCAGGGACAGCUGCCCCAGCCCAGAGCAUGGCCCGCAAGCCGUCCCCGAGAUGGCCCACCCCCUGGCCCCAGAGGGCCCCCGAGAGCCUCUUCUGGGGCUCCAGGCCACCCCUUCUGGCCAGGAGCCAUGCCGUGGCCUUAGCUGCCCCCGGCUGUGCCCUGCUGUGGGCCUGGCUCCUGCCACCUGCCACGUCACGUCCUCCUGGACAGAGGCGGCCAGAUGUGGAGGCGAUAGUCCCCAGGCAGAGCCCAGGCUGGCGGAGGAGGCUACGGGCGCCCAGCUCCCCCACCCCUCCAUCCCAUCCCCCGAGGAUGCCCCUCUCCCCGCCGAGGCCGCCAGUGCCCCCAGCGGCCUGCCAGCUUCGCCCACGCCGGCCAGUGGCUGCCAGACAGCUGCCACGGAGCCUUGGACUCUGGACCCUGGCAGCUGCCCCUCCCAGCUGGACGCGCCAGGCAGCGAGGACGAGGACACGGAAGGGACCCCUCCUGCCGCCGGGACCGACUCUCCCAGGGGCAGCCCGGCAGCCGAGGGGCCGGGCACGGUGCCCACCUGCCACCACUCCCCGCCCAGUCAGGUGGGAACCCCCGGCUCCCUGCGCCUCCCGGCCUUGGCCAGCGAGGCCGGAUGCCAGCGCUUCUGCCCAGUGGCUGCGGGGCAGCCCCGGGCGCCGGACAGUGGCUACGACACGGAGAACUACGGGUCCCCUGAGCUUGGGGCGUCUGGGGGGCUGCCCUCGGAGGGUGGCAGCCCCGGGCCGGAGUCUCAGUUGUCCACCCCGCUGGGCAGCCUGGGCGACAAGAGCCCCUACCGGGAUUCCGCCUACUUCUCGGACCUGGAGUCCGAGGGGGAGCCGCCCACAGGCCCCGCGGAGAAGCCGGGUCCCGCCGCCCCCGGGUCGGGGCCUGGGCCGGGCUCCCCGCGCCCCAAGGUCUUCGUGCUGACGCCGGUGCCCCCCGAGGGCCGGCCUGAGCAGGAGGAGGACAGCGACGACAGCGAGUCGGACGAGGAGCUGCGCGGCGGCAGCGCGCGGGAGCUGAGCGAGGACAGCGAGGAGGACGUGGCGCCCGUGGUGGUGGUGGCCGCCAGCCCCGGCUGCCGCCUGCGCAGCCUGCUGCGGAUGCCCGCGCGCAGCCGCCAGAAGAAGGCCGUGUCCUUCUUCGACGACGUCACCGUCUACCUCUUCGACCAGGUGCGCGGCGCCCUGCGCGCGCGCGGCCCGCGGGCCCGCGGGACGCCGAGUCACGCCGGGGACCCCCGCCCCGGCGCCAAGGACUCGCCCCCCGCCUCCCCCGGCGGCCGGCCGCGCCCAGCCCAGCGACCCCCGGAGGGCUCCGCGGCCAGAGAGGGCGCCGCCUUCGAGUGGGGAGACUUCCCGCCGCUGAGCCCCGGGCAGCCCGUGGCCGCCACCCCCGCCAGGACCCCCAAGCCCGCGGUGCCAGGACCCUCGUCCCGCUUCACCGUGUCGCCCACCACGGCCGUGUCCCGCUUCUCAAUCACGCACGUCUCCGACGCCGACGCCGACGCCAGGUCUCCGCGAGACCCCGCCGCGGAUGUGGGGGGCUGCUGUGAUGAGGCGUGAGCCCCGCAGCACCCC